UGCAUGCUUUUACCUUCUACUGUGAACUUUAAAUUACUAGUAAUGAACUAACUGUAUUGUGUUGAUGUAAUCAAGUGUCAGAUUCAACUAUUUAAGUGGUGUCAUUUCUCAGAGACGUAUACUACCUUACUAAACAUUCCAGUGACUCUCAUAUUAAUGUUAUCAUUUUUUAGAUAUUUUUUCAUAGUAAUUGCAAAGGCAAAAAUGUCUAAAAAGCGACAAGUCAAAUCUCGAAGGCCAAAAUUGGAUGAAACGAGUGUUACUGUGCAGGUGAAGGAAGAUAAAAAUAUUAAAAAUAAUGAAGAAAUAUCUGAAGAUCAGAAACUACAAAAAGAAUUAAAUUGGUGUAUUGAUCAGCUGAGAGUUGGCCUGAUGUCACAGAAAUCAUCUCAAAAACAAACGCAAGAAGUCGUUCGAAUCAUAAAAACCCUAUCUUCAUCUACUGCACCGCUCGUGAAAAAAAGACAAAUUAUGAGACAAUAUUUUGGAGAUUACAGAAAAAAGAUUGCAGAUGAAGAGGCCAGGUGGUACAAAGACUCUCAGAAAAUCAUGAAAAAUUCUACCAUCACUUCACAUUCUGCUGACCCAGGAGAGAAAAGUAUUUAUAUACGUUCUUCUCGUCAAAAUUCAAAGAAUACUCUUUCUGAUGUUUUCAAAAAAUUUACAAUUGAGACACAAGAGGAGAAAACAGAAGGAUUUCGAUUCAACUUUGAUCUACCUAAAGAUUGAAUGGGGCUCAUAGCUCUCAUAUCAAUAAUUGUUUAUUAGUUAGAAGAUCGUCUUGAUGGCUCAGGUGUGACUUCAAAUGAAAGGUGGAAUCUGGCAUAAUGGGAAUGAAGAACUUCAUUUCAAUAUGACUUACCGGUACUUUUUGGUUUUGGACAGUGCAUGCAGCAAAUGUUUUACCAGCAAAUACUGAAUGAUCUGGUGUUACUGCGUGGUUCUCUUACUACAUUUUAACAUUUUUUUUGGAUUCUUACUAUAAAAUACAUCUUGCUUGGCACUGUUUCCGUCUGUGCAUAUAUGUUCA
Messenger RNA from Styela clava, 1030 nucleotides. Its product is annotated as UPF0488 protein C8orf33 homolog. Lineage: Eukaryota; Metazoa; Chordata; Ascidiacea; Stolidobranchia; Styelidae. The record is from RefSeq and is a predicted model, not a curated record.